AUGCUUCUUACUACUUGUUUCAUAAGGUUGGUUGUACUACUAGGUGUGGUCAGCCGAGUUACCCCUGCGCCUUUGUCACCGCCAAGCGUUGAUGGCCAACCUGUUGUCGAUCUUGAAUACUCGCAAUAUCAAGGCAUACGUCUUAGCUCUGGAGUAAACCAAUAUCUAGGGAUGCGUUAUGCUGCCCCUCCUCUUGGUGACCUCCGAUUUAGAGCCCCAGCAAAUCCAUUAAAGACAUCUGGUGUACAAGACGCGACACUGUUCCAAGCAAUUUGUCUAGCUAUUAACACGAAACUCCCCUCGACGACUGAGUCUGAAGAUUGCCUGUUCGUUAACGUCUGGAGCCCCGCUUCGGCAACAUCGAAGUCAAAACUUCCCGUAUGGGUUUACAUUACAGGUGGAGGCUAUGAGGCAAACUCCAACGCCAAUUACAAUGGCUCGACAGUGGUAGCGAACUCCGGCCGGAACAUUGUAAUGGUUAAUUUUGCUUAUCGGGUUGGGCCGUAUGGCUUCCUGGCGAGUGAGAAAGUGAGGGCAAAUGGUGAUCUCAACGUCGGAUUACUAGAUCAGCGAAUGGCUUUAGAAUGGGUCCAGCAACAUAUUGAGCAGUUUGGUGGAGAUCCAAGUCAUGUGGUAAUCCACGGCGCUUCGGCAGGUGCUGGAUCGGUGGCAUUACACUUAACAGCAUACGGGGGCAGGAACGAUGGACUGUUUGUUGGUGGAAUUGGUGAAUCGGUAUUUUUUCCAGCUCAGUCUCAAGUUUCCGAACUAGAAUGGCAGUUCUCGAACUAUGUCAAGGACACAGGUUGCGCUGCAUCUCUUGAUGAGCUUAAGUGCCUAAGAUCAAAAGACAUAACAAUAUUGCAAGAAGCGAAUGUCGCAACUCCUUUCCUGAGACGAACUGCCGCUCCGCUUUCCUACUGGACACCUACUAUUGAUGGUGACUUUAUUCAAGACUAUCCGUAUCGUCUCAUUGAGCAAGGAAAAUUCAUCAAGGUUCCGAUAAUGUUUGGUGAUGAUACCGACGAAGGCACAUUCUUUGUACCGGAUGCGUCCACGCCAGCUGAUGUUGCAUCAUUCUUCCAGAACAACUAUCCUCAUCUCACGUCCAACGACACAGAUGCGAUAAAUGCACAAUAUCCUUUGAUGGCCGCGCUUCCAGAACAUGCGGCAUACUUUCCCUCCGCAGCUGCAGCCUAUGGAGAAUCAACGUUCACCUGUGCCGGAAAUUAUAUCUCUCAGACAUUUGCAACAAUGAACGGUCCGUCUAAAGUAUGGAAUUACCGCGUCAACAUCCUUCAACCCGAAUACGUCGCAGAUGGACUUGGAGUACCGCAUACUUCCGAAACACCCGCAAUCUUUGGACUCGGAAAUGUCCACGAUGAUAUCAGUUCAAGUUACAGUAACACGAAUGCAGAUAUAAUUCCUGUUGUCAUGGAUUAUUUCAUUAGUUUUAUAAGGGAGCUGAGUCCAAAUAGUUACAAGUUCGCGAGUGCGCCAUAUUGGGAGAGCUUUGGAAAUGGGACUGAUGGUGGGAGGAGACUGAAGCUGCAGACUGAUGCUACGGUGAUGGAGAAGAUUCCUAAGGAUCAAGUGAAGAGGUGUGAGUUCUGGAGGGGAUUGGCCCUCACUAUGGAGCAAUGA
Messenger RNA from Lachnellula hyalina, 1644 nucleotides. RefSeq names its product putative secreted lipase. The transcript is spliced from 5 exons. The coding region runs from base 1 to 1644 and encodes 547 amino acids. Lineage: Eukaryota; Fungi; Ascomycota; Leotiomycetes; Helotiales; Lachnaceae. The record is from RefSeq and is a predicted model, not a curated record. Gene Ontology annotation, molecular function: carboxylic ester hydrolase activity.